UCGCCGAUGUCUUCCCUUCUUCUAAACCCCAACAGAGCCUUCUCUCCACUCUCCCGACAAGUCCUCAAAGCAUCUUUCUCUUCUCUCUGCUCCAUCUCCAAUGCUCGAAUUCUGCUUGGCAGCCGUCCUACCGCCCAUAGAGUAGUUGGGUUUAAGCCGCGAGCCUCGCGAGAUAGCUUUGACGCAGAAGCACUGCCGGAGAGCAACACCAAGAAGAAGAGCAGGAACAAUAACAAAAAGAUCAUUCUCUUCGGUUCUACGCCGCCGCCGUUGUCGGAGGAGAGAGGAGGCAGCGCCGGAAACUCGAGCGGGAAGCCGGCCGCCGAAGGUUCCUCGUGGGUUUUCUUGCAGAGGGCGUUCAAGAGAGUGUUGGCCGUUCUGUCGAACCUCCCGUUGGCGAUCGGGGAGAUGUUCACCAUCGCGGCAUUGAUGGCUUUGGGCACGGUUAUAGAUCAGGGAGAGGCUCCAGAUUACUACUUCCAGAAAUAUCCAGAAGAAAAUCCUGUGUUUGGGUUUGUAACUUGGCGAUGGGUACUUGCUCUUGGUUUUGAUCACAUGUUCACCUCUCCAGUUUUUUUGGGCAUGUUGAUCUUGCUUGCAGCUUCACUAAUGGCCUGUACAUACACAACUCAGAUCCCUUUGGUUAAAGUUGCUAGAAGAUGGUCUUUUAUACACUCUGCAGAGACUAUUCGCAAGCAGGAUUUUGCAGACUCCCUUCCACAAGCAUCCAUUCAGGAUUUGGGCAUUAUUUUGAUGGGUGCAGGUUAUGAGAUCUUCCUAAAAGGGCCAUCUUUGUAUGCUUUCAAGGGAAUGGCUGGCCGAUUUGCUCCCAUUGGUGUGCAUUUAGCUAUGCUUCUGAUCAUGGCAGGAGGUACGCUUAGUGCUGCUGGAAGCUUUCGAGGAUCCGUAACAGUACCCCAAGGCCUGAAUUUUGUUGUGGGUGAUGUGAUGAAUCCUAAUGGUGUUCUUUCUUUUCCUAGUCAAGAAUUUGAUACUGAAGUUCAUGUUAACAGAUUCUACAUGGAUUACUAUGACAGUGGAGAGGUAUCACAAUUUUAUACUGAUAUUUCACUGUACAGUCUCGAUGGGAAAGAACUAAUGAGAAAAACAAUCAGGGUGAAUGAUCCAUUAAGAUAUGGAGGAAUUACAAUUUACCAGACUGACUGGGGUUUCUCAGCGCUUCAAAUUACUAAGAAUGGUGAAGGUCCUUUUAAUCUAGCAAUGGCUCCUUUACAGUUGAAUGGUGACAAGAAGCUUUUUGGAACAUUCUUACCAACUGGAGAUGCUGAUUCACCAAAUGUUAAGGGAAUAUCAAUGCUGGCUCGUGACCUACAGUCCAUUGUCUUGUAUGAUCAAGAGGGAAAAUUUGCUGGAGUUCGCCGACCUAGCUCGAAACUUCCAAUUGACAUCGAUGGUACAAGGAUCGUUAUCGAAGAUGCUAUUGGUAGCAGUGGCCUUGAUUUGAAGACUGAUCCAGGGGUGCCCCUUGUGUAUGCUGGAUUUGGUGCUCUGAUGCUGACAACCUGCAUCAGCUACUUCUCUCAUUCACAGAUAUGGGCACUGCAAGAUGGAACAACAGUCAUCAUCGGAGGGAAGACCAACAGGGCAAUGCUCGAGUUUCGUGAUGAGGUGAACCGAUUACUAGAUGAAGUACCAGAACUUGUUACCAUUGACAAGAACUUCAAUGGAUAAUUGUGAUUGGUUUGCUUCUGGCUUCGAUUUGAAUGGAUUGGUGAUGAGUUCAUCGGAGUUCUCAAGGCCUUGGUGAUACUUCUAUCGAUCGCUUUCAGACAUAUACUGUGCUCAAGCUGACAUUUUUACAAACACUUCGUUCGCCUCAGUCACAAUUCAAGAGGAGGAUCUACAGACACAAACUUCGGAGAAGAUUGUCAAUUCAAUUAUAUAGUCCUUAACAUUUGUAUAGCAUUUUUGGUUAAUUGUGAAGGCACCAUUUCCAAAUGUAAAGAAGAAAGAAUUCUUUUUUACCUAAAUUACACAAGUUCAAAAGCCCUGAAACU
Molecule: messenger RNA, 2018 nt
Organism: Musa acuminata subsp. malaccensis (wild Malaysian banana)
Lineage: Eukaryota; Viridiplantae; Streptophyta; Magnoliopsida; Zingiberales; Musaceae
Product: cytochrome c biogenesis protein CCS1, chloroplastic
Source: RefSeq, a predicted model, not a curated record